GGGAGCGGCCGGCCGGGGCCGGGAAACUGGCCGGGGUGGGGCUUUGGCUCGUUGAAAGGGGGCUCGAGGCGAGAUUGGCCCCCCGCAGGUGGAGAGAAUCGAGGGACCCGCGGGGGCGAAGCUGGAGCUCCCGGGUGUGGGGCUGAAGCAGAGGAGGGCUGGGGCGCUUCUGCACCGGGUGUGAGUGCUGAGCAAUGAAUAAACUACGGCAGAGUUUUAGGAGAAAGAAAGAUGUCUAUGUUCCUGAAGCCAGUAGGCCGCACCAGUGGCAGACGGAUGAAGAAGGAGUUCGGACAGGCAAAUGCAGCUUCCCAGUUAAGUACCUGGGACAUGUGGAAGUGGAUGAAUCGAGAGGAAUGCAUAUAUGUGAAGACGCUGUGAAGCGACUGAAAGCAGAAAGGAAGUUCUUCAAAGGCUUCUUUGGAAAAAGCGGAAAGAAGGCAGUAAAAGCAGUCCUGUGGGUUUCAGCAGAUGGACUCAGAGUUGUUGAUGAGAAGACAAAGGACCUUAUAGUUGAUCAGACGAUAGAGAAGGUUUCUUUCUGUGCUCCAGACAGGAAUUUUGACAGGGCAUUUUCCUAUAUCUGUCGAGAUGGCACUACACGGCGCUGGAUCUGUCAUUGCUUUAUGGCAGUAAAGGACACGGGAGAAAGGUUGAGUCAUGCAGUUGGCUGUGCAUUUGCAGCCUGCUUGGAGCGAAAGCAAAAGAGGGAGAAGGAGUGUGGGGUGACUGCCACUUUUGAUGCCAGCAGAACGACAUUCACAAGAGAGGGAUCAUUCAGGGUUACUACAGCAACUGAACAAGCAGAACGAGAGGAAGUCAUGAGACAGAUACAAGACACUAAAGCUGAAACAGAUGCAAAGACAGCUGCUUCAAGUGUUGUACCUGGCAAUAGAGCUCCAUCUCCGAGUUCCCCAGCCUCUCCUCCUGCUGAUGUUGCCGCCUCUGUUGACAAAGAGACAAAUAACCCGCAUGCUAUCCCGCGAAGGCACGCUCCCAUAGAGCAGCUUGCCAGACAGGGCUCAUUCCGAGGCUUCCCUGCACUAAGCCAGAAGAUGUCCCCAUUUAAACGCCAGCUCUCUUUGCGAAUUAACGAGUUGCCUUCAACAGUACAAAGGAAGACAGACUUUCCCAUGAAAAACUCGGUUCCUGAAGUCGAAGGGGAAGUGGAUAGCAUUAGUUCCCUCUGCUCCCAGAUAACGAAUGCAUUCAGCACGCCAUCGGAGGACCCAUUCUCCUCGGCUCCCAUGACGAAACCAGUCACUGCAGUUGCGCCACAGUCUCCUGCUUUUCAAGUUAAUGGCACUGCCUCUGCCUUCAGUGUGCUUGCUGCUAAACCAUCUCAAACUACUGUAGCACCCACAGCAAUACCAGUUCGUGAAACCAAUCCUUGGGCUCAUGCCCCUGUUGCUCCAGCUGCUGCUAAAACUGGAGCCGCAGCCACUCUUUCUGGUGCUGAAUGGAGCCCCAACUCGGGGACUGCCUCACCAAAUCUCUUUCAGGCAAACCACAGACGCACUCCUUCGGAGGCAGAUCGCUGGUUGGAAGAGGUAUCCAAAACUGUCCGAGCACAGCAGCCCCAGCCACAACCGCAGCCUCCAGCUCCUCAGCCACUCCUUCCACCUCCUCCUGUGGUUUCUCAGGCAGCUCCAGCUUUUCCAGCCAACACCUUCAUUGCACCUCAGCCAGUGCCCAUUGGUGUGGUGCAGCCAAUGCCGCCUACAUUUAUCCCAGCUCAGCCAUAUGCUGUAGCGAAUGGAAUGCCCUAUUCUGCUCCCAGUGUACCGGUGGUUGGAAUCACCCCUUCGCAAAUGGUAGCCAAUGUUUUUGGCACUGCAAGCCACACUCAAAUGUCCCACUCACAUCAGUCGCCCAGUCUUAUAAAACAACAGACAUUUCCUCAGUAUGAAACUAACAGCGCGACUGCCAGCCCUUUCUUUAAGCCUCCUACGCAGCAGCUCAAUGGCUCAGCUGCUUUCAAUGGUGUAGACACUGCCAAAUGGCCCACAGAGGACAACCAUGUACAGCCACCUGCAGCGGCCCAGCAGGUAGAUCCAUUUGAAGCACAGUGGGCAGCACUCGAAAGCAAAUCCAAGCAGCGCACCAACCCAUCUCCAACUAAUCCUUUCUCAAGUGAAUUACAGAAAACGUUUGAGAUUGAACUUUAAUCAGUCAUGUGGCUUGUGCUUCGUCUGCGUGUUUGUGUAUUGGGAUUGGAUGGUAGGGAUAGGGGGAGGGGGAAGCAGGGACCUCUGAGCAGCAGAAUCAAUUGCUGAUGUCCCUAUAAUCAGAAUGGGCAUACAGAGGGAGCAAUCAUGGGGAGAAAGGCUCUGAGUCCCACCCACAUAGGUAUUGGGAUCUAAUCCAGGAAACAUAUCCAUACCGCCUUCCUGCUCGAGAGCCUGAACAGCAAAGGAAACCUCAGAAGGGCUGAAGAUGGGAAUUGAGCCCUGAAGCCCUUUUUUUCCACACAAACUUCAGAUGACCUCAUAAGACGAUAAGCAGGCAUAGUGGCAAGUCACUAUCUUUAGGGGGGUUCUCCCUUCCUGUGAGUGACCCAUUCCACUGGGGGGGGGAGAGAAGAAGAAGGGUGGGGUAAAGACACAGUGGUGAAUGGGUAGGAGGGGAAAAUGUGAGAGCUGCUCAGCAUAUGCUGUAUAUGGAAAAGGAUGAGCUUCCAUUUUGAGUACCACAAUGAUUAUUAUAUAUAAAAAUAAAAUAAAGCCAAAAUCUUUAUUUUUAUGCAUUUUAGAUUUUAAAUAGUUCUAGAUAUUAAAAGCUGAAUGAGUUGUAAGUAAUCUUGCCAAAGGUAUAAAAGGGGGUUGGAUGUAAAAUUGUACAUAAGAUUGAUUUUAUCACUGAUUCUAACAAUCAGUUAUACGGGAGUAGGGUGCAGAGCGGAGUUCCUAGCUUGUACUUGUAUGUUCAUUGUAAGUAGCAUUUUGCAACAACAAUCAUGAAUCAUGACCAAUUUAAAAAAAAAAAUCACUAUAGAAUAGUUUAAGAGCAGUAUUGUCUUGGUUUGAAAACAACUGUUAAAUUCUCUCUUUUUUUUAAAAGGACUCAAACGAGAUAUUAGACUACAUAUAGAUUAUUUCAUGUAUUGCUGCAGUUUCCUUGUCUUAACACUACUGUGACAACUGUAACCAUUUCUCCAAUCCGGUCUGUUUAGGAACCCAUUUUAUGUAUAUUGAAUAGAUUUUCAGUUAUAUGUUAGGCUUUCCCCCACUGUUCUAUGUGAACGCUUGUGGCUAGACUGCAGCUAUUCCAUGUUCUUCCUCUGGCAAAUCAUGAAAUCAAUCUCAUUUUUAAUUUUACUUUUAAAACUUGGCCUUACAAGCAAAUGUAAGUUAUAUAUUUGUACUGAUGAUUUAUAAUCUGCUUUAACAGAAAUAAAUGUUGGUAGUAGAUGA
This is a messenger RNA of Hemicordylus capensis (graceful crag lizard), 3413 nucleotides long. RefSeq names its product NUMB endocytic adaptor protein (gene NUMB). Gene Ontology annotation, molecular function: cadherin binding. The record is from RefSeq and is a predicted model, not a curated record. The transcript has 11 exons. Lineage: Eukaryota; Metazoa; Chordata; Lepidosauria; Squamata; Cordylidae. The coding region runs from base 195 to 2168 and encodes 657 amino acids.